ACAUUCCAAGCACGCACGCGCUCUUUCACGCGAUUGCGUCCUCCUGUAUUCCCGUCCUCAUUAGUGACGCGCUACCUCAUAUCGGUGUGGCGUUUUCCGAGGACAACCGCGUGGCUGGCCCGACCGCCCUGCUGUUUCCAUCGACCAAAAAAGUUACCAGUUGGGCCGUUGUCAUCCCCGAAGCCGAAUUUCUCGCCCAUCCGGAGAGAGUCGUCCCUCGACUUCAGCAAAUAAGUGAGACCGAAAUAGCUGGCCUCCUGGAGAACCUGCGCGAAGUGCAGCCAUUGCUGUUGUACCGGCAUCCGGAAUCUCAGGUGGCUACCCUGACGCUGAUCCAGGCCGCGUACCAGCGGGAUUUGAGAUUUCCCGGAGAGGACGCCGGCGCCCCGCAACAGUACGCAUUCUUGGCGACGUGA
Messenger RNA from Amoebophrya sp. A120, 416 nucleotides. NCBI's taxonomy places the organism in Eukaryota, Dinophyceae, Syndiniales, Amoebophryaceae. The record is from the annotation of a GenBank genome assembly.